This is a messenger RNA of Lytechinus variegatus (green sea urchin), 1079 nucleotides long. RefSeq names its product transmembrane emp24 domain-containing protein 6-like. Bases 47 to 907 code for a protein of 286 amino acids. Gene Ontology annotation, biological process: intracellular protein transport; endoplasmic reticulum to Golgi vesicle-mediated transport; Golgi organization. The record is from RefSeq and is a predicted model, not a curated record. The transcript is spliced from 4 exons. NCBI's taxonomy places the organism in Eukaryota, Metazoa, Echinodermata, Echinoidea, Temnopleuroida, Toxopneustidae. Gene Ontology annotation, cellular component: COPII-coated ER to Golgi transport vesicle; Golgi apparatus; endoplasmic reticulum-Golgi intermediate compartment.
AUGAAAUCGUAAACAUAUGGCCAGUUAACGCUUGCUUACACAGGAUAUGUUACAUAUCAGCGGAAAUAGAUAUAUAAGUAACCAAUUCUGUACCAGCAUUUAUGAAUAUCAUUAUCGAACUUGGAAUUUAGAGUUGGUAGGUUUUUUCUUCCUCUCCCUCUUUCUGUGCAUCAAGAUGUUUCAGAUCUGGAGACUUUCCAUGUUGUCGUCGGCGUUUCUUUAUAUUUCAUCUACUAUCUUGCUGUUGCUAUCGUCAUGUUUCCACGAUGUCGGGGCAGUAUACCAGCCGGCGUUCGAGAUCAAGCCGUGGGCAGACUUUAUGGCUACGAUCCUUUUAAUGCCUGGAGGCCAGGAGUGUUUUUACCAAGAUGCAAAACUUGGAAAUAAUCUCAAUUUUGAAUAUCAGCUUACAAGCAAAGACUCCAAACCAAGCCUUAAUGCUUUGGUCAAGGGACCAAGAGGAAUAGUAUUAUAUGAUAACAGGGCUUCCAAUAUGGGAAUAUUCCACCAUACUGUGGAAUAUAAAGGUGCCUACCAGUUUUGCAUUGAAAACAACUACAAGAAAUACUACGUGAAAUAUGUCAAGUUUUACCUCUCGAUUACAGACAACGAAAGGUUAGACAAUUACUACAAACUAGAAGAUGAUCUGCAAGAAACCUACGGAAAUCUAUCGCAAACCUUACAGAAGUUGACGAUGUCGGUCCGGGUAAUGCGACGGUACCAGCAGUGGAGCGGUAUACGUGAAACACGGGACAGGGAACUAUUAGAAGCCAACCAAAAUUACGUAUCAACAUGGUCCAGUCUCCAGUGUCUGGUGGUCGUGGGCGCCGCCAUGAUUCAGGUCUAUUUUCUCAGGAGUUUCUUCCAUACAGCCAAAUUGACGCCCACGCAGAAACCAAGGUGCUAGAGCUAGAAUUUUCUUUAGUAGAUUCGAAAAUCCUAGGGCUGUGUUUCAUGAAAUGACUUUGUUAAAACUACAAGUGACGAUAUGAGUGGGAGUAGAAUAUUUAAGCCCCGGGCAGGGGACAACCGCCCCUAUAUAUUUUUGAAGUAAUGAUUUAAAAAGGGGGAAACAAGAA